AUGCUUCACGUGACGGCAUUUGGCUCUCAUGCUGAUAUCAUCUUAGAUGAUCGUGACAAGAGGAGCGCGUUAGGGCCGCACGCGUUACCACUGGCGUGUUGGAAGCGGCCCGUUACAAGGGGCGCGUUACAAGGGGCGCGUUACAAGGGGCGCGUUACAAGGGGCGCGUUACAAGGGGCGCGUUACAAGGGGCGCGUUACAAGGGGCGCGUUACAAGGGGCGCGUUACAAGGGGCGCGUUACAAGGGGCGCGUUACAAGGGGCGCGUUACAAGGGGCGCAUUACAAGGGGCGCGUUACAAGGGGCGAGUUACAAGGGGCGCGUUACAAGGGGCGCGUUACAAGGGGCGCGUUACAAGGGGCGCGUUACAAGGGGCGCGUUACAAGGGGCGCGUUACAAGGGGCGCGUUACAAGGGGCGCGUUACAAGGGGCGCGUUGCAAGGGGCGCGUUACAAGGGGCGCGUUACAAGGGGCGCGCGGCGGCAUGGGCAACUGUCUGGGAGCCGCCGUCACUCCGCCCGUCCCUCUGCCCCUCCCUCCCGACCCUCUCCCCGUCCCUACCUCCCCCAGUGAGCUUCAUUGUGUGAGCCCAAUCGUGCUCACCCGCCCCACUGCGCGAGUGCAGCCCAGCAGAGCUGCAGGCGGCAAGAUUAAUUCCUCGCAAGUGGUGGGGGGGGCAGCUCUGCCUGCAUCACCUCCCUCUUCCGCCUAUCCCCUGCCCUCCCCUCCCCCUCUUCCCCCCCUCCCAGCCUCACCCGGCGCGCUGCGCGAGUUCAGUGCGGCGGAGCUGCAGGCGGCCACUAAUGGCUUCUCGCGAGUGGUGGGGGAGGGCGGCUCAGCGGAGCUGCAUGCGGCAACGGGGGGCUUCUCACGAGUGGUGGGCGAGGGCGGGUUCGGCCGCGUGUACCACGGGCGCCUCACACACCCCGCUGGGCGGGGCGGGCGCGACAUGGAGGUGGCGGUCAAGGUGAUGGCCGCGGAGCACAUCACCGGCGGCAUGUCCAGCUUCCAGGUGGAGGUGGCAGCAAUGACGGCCAUGCAGCAUCCGCGCAUCCUGCGGCUGCUGGGCUACGUGGGCGACUCGCCCUCGCCCGUGCUCGUGUACGAGUACAUCCCAGGAGGCGACUGCUGCGAGUUCCUCAAACGAUCGGGUCGAGGGGAGGCAUCGUUCCCAUGGAGGGCGCGGUUGGGGGUGGCGCUGGGGUGUGCGGAGGCGCUGGCCGCCAUCCACGACGCCAACUUCGUGCACCGCGACUUCAAGGCCUCCAACGUGCUGCUCAGAGAGGACCUGACCCCAGUGCUGGCGGAUUUCGGGUUGGCAAGGGCGGUGACGGACUGGGCAACGCACGUGAGCACACGAGUGAUGGGCAGCAUGGGGUACAUGGACCCCAUCUACUUCCAGACAGUGAUGGGCAGCAUGGGGUACAUGGACCCCAUCUACUUCCAGACAGGCCAACUGAGUCGCAAGUCGGACACGUACGCGUUCGGCAUCUUCCUCCUGGAGCUCGUGUCGGGCUGCCUGGCCCUGGACGAUCGCUUUCAGGACCUGCGCAAGCUCGUGGUGGCCAAGACCUUCCCGGACCCCCACCUCGUGGUGGACCCGCGCAUGAGCGGGCAGUGGACCAAGAAGCAGGUGUACAUUGUGUUCACGCUCAUCCGCUUCGCCAUCUUCUUCGACUGGGAUAACCGGCCCAGUAUGUCGGUGAUGCGGGAUAAGCUCCUGACGGUUGUGGAAUGA
Molecule: messenger RNA, 1737 nt
Organism: Closterium sp. Yama58-4
Lineage: Eukaryota; Viridiplantae; Streptophyta; Zygnematophyceae; Desmidiales; Closteriaceae
Source: the annotation of a GenBank genome assembly